GUCAUGCUGAAGUCAGUUAGCCGCGCGGUGCAGCUCGUAGCCCGGCUCUCCAGCUCCGUGCCGUCCGCUCCCGCCGUCAGACCCGCGCUGCGCCUCAGCAGAGGCUUCACCAGAUCCAUCUGGAGCCUGAGCCACAGCGGAGCGGCGUCCGGAUCCAGGCCGAGGCUGCUCACAGCGACGCGGGCUCUGCCCACAGUGUCGUGCGGCUGCGGGAGUCUGCACACCGAGGGUGAUAAAGUGUUUGCAGAGUUUCUCACUGAUGAAAUCAAAGAAGAAAAGAAGAUCCAGAAGAAUAAGACUCUUCCUAAAAUGUCCGGCGGCUGGGAGCUCGAGCUCAACGGCACAGAGGCCAAACUCAUCCGCUCUCUGUCCGGAGAAAAAGUCACCAUCACAUUCAACGUGAACAACAGCAUCCCGCCGCAGCUGGAGGAAGAUCCUGAGCACACGCAGCAGAAGAGUCAGGAGGAGGAGCCUGAAGUUGUCUCCACACCCAACUUUGUGGUUGAAGUGACAAAACCAGGAGCAAAGAAUUCACUAGUGUUUGACUGUCAUUUCCCCGAAGAUGAGCUCUUUGUCUCUGAGCAGACCGGUCACGGUGAGGGUGAGGAGGAGAGUGACAUCUUCGCCAUCCGUGAGGUCAGUUUCCAGCUGGAGGGAGACGCCGAGUGGAAGGAAACCAGUUACACGCUCAACACAGACUCUCUGGACUGGGCCCUGUAUGACCAUCUGAUGGACUUCCUGGCUGACCGCGGCGUUGACAACACGUUUGCGGAUGAGCUGAUGGAGUUGAGCACGGCCCUGGAGCAUCAGGAGUACAUCAAGUUCCUGGAAGAUCUCAGCACUUUCGUCAAAUGCAAAUAAUCUGUCUAGAUUUAUCGCAAACUUGAUACGUCUGGCUCAUGUGAUGACAGAAUGAAAAUGAAGGCAGAAGAGUUUUGUAUUUAAUUUUAUAUCAUGUUUUGAAGUUAUGGGCACACGGUUAUGUUUCAGAUGUCAUCGCUGGGGUUUACAGGAAUCAAGAAUGUGAACUAAACGUUCAUGAGAAAUAAAACUGAGGAAAUAUUGG
This is a messenger RNA of Onychostoma macrolepis, 1066 nucleotides long. It is a transcript of the gene c1qbp, whose product is annotated as complement component 1, q subcomponent binding protein. NCBI's taxonomy places the organism in Eukaryota, Metazoa, Chordata, Actinopteri, Cypriniformes, Cyprinidae. The coding region runs from base 4 to 861 and encodes 285 amino acids. Gene Ontology annotation, biological process: cytosolic ribosome assembly. Gene Ontology annotation, cellular component: mitochondrial matrix. The record is from RefSeq and is a predicted model, not a curated record. The transcript has 6 exons.